GGGGCAGGAGCGGCGGUGCCGCCCUCCCCGUGCCUGCUUCUCGCCGCGGUCCCGCAGAAGCUUCCUCGGCGGCGCCGCAGCCUCCUAGUAUGGGCGUGAGGAGCGGUGGGCGACUGCGGGUGCCCAGUGGCGCCGCGGGGCGAGAGGGUGCGGUCUGCCUUGAGGCGGUAGCACAUGGCGGGCGCCUGCUGAGGGGAGACCCACUGCGGGCUCCCGCUCCUCUGCAGCGGGGCUAGGGACGGUAACAGGGCGGCAGGCGACCUGGGAAAGGAGAGAGUGCUGGCGUGCAGAAGUAGUGAGGGGCCGAGCCUCGGUGUCGGGCAUGGCGGAGCCCCUGAGCCCCUGCACCCCACGAGGCCAGUGUCAGCCCAGCAUUGGCCCCAACACGUCAUCAGCUAACGUGGGCGCCAACGUCUCGGCUGCCUCCGCGCUGGUGGGCAGCAGCACGUGGAGGGCCCGGGAGCCCUACUCCAUCUUCACCAUUCUCAUCGUGACGCUGCUGGUGCUCCUGACCGUGGCCACCUUCCUCUGGAACCUGCUGGUGCUAGUGACUAUCCUGCGAGUGAAGGCUUUCCAUCGGGUGCCCCACAACCUCGUGGCCUCCACGGCGGUGUCAGACGUGCUGGUGGCGGCACUGGUGAUGCCGCUGAGCUUGGUGAAGGAGCUGUCGGCUGGGCGGCGGUGGCGGCUGGGCCGGGAGCUGUGCCUCGUGUGGGUCUGCUUUGAUGUCAUGUGCUGCACAGCCAGCAUCUGGAACGUCACUGCCAUCGCCCUGGACCGCUACUGGUCCAUCACUCGCCACCUGGAGUACACGCUGCUCACCCGCCGCCGCAUCUCCAACGUCAUGAUUGCUCUCACCUGGGUACUCUCUGCUGCCAUCUCCCUUGCUCCCCUCUUUGGCUGGGGGGAGACCUACAGCCCUGAGCAGGAGCUGUGUCAGGUCAGCCAGGAGCCAUCGUACACCAUCGUCUCCACUGGUGGCGCAUUCUACCUGCCCCUGUGCGUGGUGCUCUUCGUUUACUGGAGAAUCUACAAGGCAGCCAGGUUCCGCAUGGCAGGCCGCAGGAGCAACGCCGUGGUGCCCUUGCCCAAGACUGCCCAGGUGAAGGAAGCUUUGCAUGAACCACAGAUGGUGUUUACAGCUCGUCAUGCAGCUAUCACUUUCCAGACAGAUGGAGAAACAUGGAGAGAACAAAAAGAGAAAAAGGCAGCUCUGAUGGUUGGCAUCUUAAUUGGAGUUUUUGUACUGUGCUGGAUCCCUUUUUUCAUCACAGAACUAAUAAGUCCUCUCUGUUCCUGCAACGUCCCACCCAUCUGGAAAAGCAUCUUUCUUUGGCUUGGCUACUCCAAUUCUUUCUUUAAUCCUCUCAUUUAUACAGCAUUUAACAAAAAUUAUAACAACGCCUUCAAGAGCCUUUUUGUAAAGCAGAGAUAAAAGGGGACAGAGUGGGGAAAGCAAUUCCUUUAUUGCAUAAUGCAGAGAGUUAUUGAGGGAAACAUGCCUCUGAUAUGCAGAGUUUACAUGUGCAAGACCUACUUGAGGGGAUUUAGGAACAGUGAAAAAGAAGAUGGAUGAUGUUUGGAUACAAACCUAUGGACAGUUUACAAUUACCCCUUGGAAAGACUUAUAUGCUGCUCCAGGGUUUGGCAAAGAAGAAUGAAGACCUCCUGUCUGCUCUUUGAAUCAAUAUGUGUUACAGUCUGCAAGUGAAGCACUGCACGUGUCCGAUACCACGACUGUCAAAUCUUAACUGGGCUGAUCUCAUCUAACAGCUACGAGUGCCAUUCUGCAGCGCUGUCAUCAUUAGCAAAGGCACCGGUGGGAACUGCUAAUUGAGCUAUACUGAAAUGUUUGUGAGGUGGGCAGGAUGCUGGCUUCCUUUUGGAGAUUUAUCUGGAAGGGAAUAAACAUGCUGUAUUCAA
Pogoniulus pusillus (Red-fronted tinkerbird) is the source of this 1923-nucleotide messenger RNA. Its product is annotated as 5-hydroxytryptamine receptor 5B-like. The transcript has 2 exons. Bases 323 to 1435 code for a protein of 370 amino acids. NCBI's taxonomy places the organism in Eukaryota, Metazoa, Chordata, Aves, Piciformes, Lybiidae. Gene Ontology annotation, cellular component: dendrite; plasma membrane. The record is from RefSeq and is a predicted model, not a curated record. Gene Ontology annotation, biological process: G protein-coupled receptor signaling pathway, coupled to cyclic nucleotide second messenger; adenylate cyclase-inhibiting serotonin receptor signaling pathway; chemical synaptic transmission. Gene Ontology annotation, molecular function: neurotransmitter receptor activity; serotonin binding; G protein-coupled serotonin receptor activity.